CAACAACCACUACUACAACAAGCUCAUCACAACAACAACAACAACAACAACAACAGCCAUGCGUUUCUCUCUCCUCACUCUUGGCCUCAUUGCCUUCGCUGCCGUUGUCAAGGCCGACUGCAGCCACUCGAGUGCUCCUCCAGAUGAUGGCGAGAUUGCUCUGUACCGUGGCCGAGACUGCACUCUGAACUAUCUCAAUGUCGGUGCCAUGAACUCUUGCCAAAACUGGCCUGAUUUUGGCGCCUGCUCUGCCAUCACCAGACGAGGUGUGACCUGCGAUAUUUACAAGUCUGAUGGAUGCAGUAGCGACUACAUUGCGACGAUCGACUCUGCUGGAUACCGCAACUUCUGUGGCACGUUCCCAGACACUGUCCAGAGUGUCCGAUGCCGUGCGGCUUAAAAGAGAAAAGGAAAAAGGAGCAAAUGAAAAGAAAAAAUGAAAAGAAGAAAAGAAACAAACAAACGCACGC
Molecule: messenger RNA, 470 nt
Organism: Lobosporangium transversale
Lineage: Eukaryota; Fungi; Mortierellomycota; Mortierellomycetes; Mortierellales; Mortierellaceae
Exons: 1
Coding region: 59-400 (113 amino acids)
Source: RefSeq, a predicted model, not a curated record